Naegleria lovaniensis is the source of this 1524-nucleotide messenger RNA. RefSeq lists its product as uncharacterized. The transcript has a single exon. Lineage: Eukaryota; Heterolobosea; Eutetramitea; Acrasida; Naegleriidae. The record is from RefSeq and is a predicted model, not a curated record. Bases 1 to 1524 code for a protein of 507 amino acids.
AUGUCCUAUGACGAAAUUGUGAGGAUAAUCCUUUAUGAUUUUUCAAAUUCUGAUGAUCAUGAGAGUAUCGGAAAAUGUGAGCUUCCUCCCAUUCGGAGAUUGGAAUUAUUGUUGAAAAUGAAAUUCUCAAUGCAACAACUCGGAAAGAAGAAAUGGUUAUUGAAUAGAGAAUUGAAGUAUGAGGAUUUCUUUCCUGUUGAAUUUAUGAAUGAUAAAGAAUUUGUAGGGAAGCAUAUUGAAAAGUAUGGCCACGGACUGAUCUAUGCAUCACCGUAUUUACAACAAGACAGGAAUUUUGUGUUGCAAGUAGUUCCAUUCGCUGGGGCAGAAUUAGCUGUUACAAGUGAUUAUAUUCGUAAUGAUCGAGAAGUAGUAUUGAAAGCGACAAAGAAUGACUUUCACGCUUUUGAUUUUGCUGGAGUAAAACUUCAAAACGACAGGCAGUUUGUUUUGGAAGCAGUUCAACAGAAUGGUAUUGUUCUUUGGAAUGCUGGACCAUUUAAGAAAGACAGAGAUGUUAUUUUGACUGCUGUGAAACAAAAUGGUGAAGUGUUGGAAUGUGCUUUCAUAGAUCGAGUUGAAGUGGAUGAAGAAAUAAUUUCAGAGGCAAUCAAACAAAAUAAGAAUGCACUUCGAUGGAUAUCCAAAGAUAAGCUCAAAAAUGUUUAUUUCAUGCAGAAAGCUCUACAGUUAAUAUACCCAGAGCUCGAUAGUUUUGAUUAUUCAAACAAAGAAACCAUGAGGAAGGUUAUUGGAGAAUUUGGAUUUUUACUUGAAUUUGCAAACGAUGAUCUCAGAAAUGAUAAGAGUAUUGUGGCGACUGCAGUUCGAAAUGAUGGUUAUUCUUUGCAAUUUGCAUCAGAUCAUUUGAGGAAUGACAAAGAAAUUGCCUUACUCGCUGUUACACAAGAUGGCUUUGCAUUGCAAUUUGUCUCCACAGCACUGAAGAAGGACAAAGAUGUAGCAUUAGCAGCUGUAAAACAAAACGGAUUUUCCCUUCUGCAUGUUCAUGACGAGUUGAAAAACGACAUGGACAUUGUUUUGACAGCAAUCCAACAAAACGGUGGUUCUUUCCAGUACUGUAAUGAGAGGAUGAAAAGGGAUCAAGAAAUUGUAUUUCAAGCCAUCCAAUCCAGUCCCAGUGCUUUUGUUUUCGCAUCAAAAGAAUUGUUUCAUGACAAACAAUUCUUAUUGAAGAUCAUCAAGCUUGGAUGUAGAAACAUUCUUAGACAUGCACCAUCAGAGAUUUCCAAUGAUAGAGAAUUUGUGUUAAAAGCAGUCAAAGAAAAUAGUCUUGGAGUAUUCGGAUACACGCGUUCUGAUUGUCCCGAUAGGGAAAUCAUGUUAGAAGCAGUGAAGAAUAAUGGCUAUGCAUUGAAAUAUGCCAGUCCAACACUACGACAAGAUGCAGAACUUGUGAGGGAAGCACUCAAAUGCAAUGGUUACGUGUUAAAGUACAGUGACGAGUUGUACCAAACACGAAUGGAACAUUGCUAUCAUAAUGUGUAUUUGGGAUUUCAGUAA